Molecule: messenger RNA, 1135 nt
Organism: Paramecium pentaurelia
Lineage: Eukaryota; Ciliophora; Oligohymenophorea; Peniculida; Parameciidae
Source: the annotation of a GenBank genome assembly
AUGAUAAAAAUACAAAACAAGUAUAGCUACUCAGAAGAAGAUCUCAUAGGAGAAGGUGCUUAUUCUAAGGUUUAUAAAGGUUUAUUCGAUAAAACUAAUGAAUUUGUUGCUGUAAAAGGUAUGAACUUAACAUCAUCUUAGUUAUUGAUUGGAGUAAAGUUAAGGAUAAAUAUUAUAUCUCUGGAUUUUAAAGAGAGGUUCGAAUACUGAGAGAUUUAGAACAUGAAAAUAUUGUUAAAAUAAUUGACAUGAUUCAUGAUCCCUGUUUAAAUAGAGAAUAUCUCAUAAUGGAAUAUUGUGAUAGUUAAAAUCUCACAAACUUCAUCUAUCAAUCUGGAGGACUUCUUAAUGAGAAUGUCUCUAAAAUAGUAUUAUAGUAAUUGUUGACUGCUCUAAACGAAUUAAUCAAAAAGGAGUAUUUACACAGAGACAUUAAGCCAGAGAAUAUCUUGAUUCACAAAAGGACUUUGAAAUUAGCAGAUUUCGGAUUCUCAGUUAAAGCAGAUUAUUCUGGCAAUCAACUCUUCAGAGAAAAUGUGGGAACUCCAUUGUAUAUGGCUCCAUAAAUACUUGAAAAUAAACACUAUUCAGUUAAAAGUGACAUUUGGUCAAUAGGAGUCAUGGCAUAUUAAAUGAUAUUUGGAGAAUACCCUUGGAUAGCAGACGAUCCAACAUAACUUUUAAAAUCAAUAAAAUCUCAAAAAUUAUAUUUUCCUUCACAUAUCUCAAUCUCAGAUGACUUCAAAGAAUUCAUUAAAAAUUGCUUAUAAUAUGAAGAAAAAGAUCGUUAUAAUUGGGAUGAUUUAAUCGAACAUAAAAUAUUUAAAACUAAAUAUGUUAUUUAAAAGAAUUACACCAAAAUUGAACAUCUCUAAGUAUUUUAAUAAAUUAAUUAAAGGAAUCAAUUAACUAGAUAAGAUAAUUGUAGAAAAAAAGAGGUACUCCUUUGGAGCAAUUAUUUACUAAUUUAGAUAUGGAUGGUGAUAAGAAGCUUACUUUCGAAGAGUUUCAAGUAUUAUUACUUUAUGUUGACAAUCGAAUGGAGAUCAAUAUACAAAAAGGAAUCUUUUAUAGAUACAAUGUUAGCAAAAAUAACUUGCUUAAUUUUAAUGAAUUUAGCAGGAUAUUUUGUUGA